AUGCUAUAUAGCCCGGUCAAGUUCCGGUUAACGGUUGUUAAACCGUAUAACUACGACCCUAAUAUAGACGAUCCUAAAGAUAUCGUCUAUGCCGAAGGACCGGCCCGCCCUAGCAGGCUAGAGGUCAGGAUACCGGCUGCAGCCGCCCCUCCAGCCGCGAUAACACUAGCAGCCGCGACAUAUCCGUCGCCAGCCACUAGCCCUAAUCAAGUCAGGCUAGUAUCACCAGCACAUAUAAUAUCUAACAUUAUAAUCAAUAAGGACCAAGAAGAAGCUCUCGUUAACACUAUAGCUUCUAACACUAUUAUUAAUAUCUCCUUCCUUACCGCGAAAGAGUAA
Ustilaginoidea virens is the source of this 339-nucleotide messenger RNA. RefSeq lists its product as uncharacterized. Bases 1 to 339 code for a protein of 112 amino acids. The record is from RefSeq and is a predicted model, not a curated record. NCBI's taxonomy places the organism in Eukaryota, Fungi, Ascomycota, Sordariomycetes, Hypocreales, Clavicipitaceae. The transcript has a single exon.